AACUGCUUGGAUGCAUUCAAGCAUCGGGGCAAGCUCCAGAACCUCUUGAAGAAGACAGAGAAAUACAACGAGGAAGAAAAGAACAGGUUCCUGCUCAACAUCAUGAGCCUUUGCCCGGACAGCAAUGGCAACUUGCGAUACCAACUCGUUGGCGAGCACAUCUGCUCGCAUGCAUUCGCGAAGCUGAUGAACGUCAACUAUAAGAGAGUCAAGAGACUUCUUCCCAGUGUUGGCAAGGGGUUGCUGCCACCGGACCUGCGCACUUCGGGUGCAAGAACGGCCGAUGCUCUGGCGCCCAAGUCUGAGUCCAUCGACGCCUAUCUCCAUUUCAUUUAUGUGCACAUCGCAGAGCCUCUAGCCGAGCAAACCGUGGACUUGGAGAACGACCCUUACCUGAAGGACAUGUAUGUCAGUGCUUCCAAGCUGCUCCAAGGUGGUUCCCUCGAAGACCUCGUGCUGCUUCCGGACGAGGAGGGUGUGCAGGAAGCUUUGUUCCUGGAAUCCGAUCCAGUGGCACUCGACGUUUUGCAGAGUCGUUUCCUCGAAGCUCAGCACUACUUGGAGCAAGCUGAUUCGCAUCCGGAAGCCGUCGCAGCAUGCGCGGUUUGCAACUUAGAUUGGCGUGUCUUUGAGUCUGCUGGAACAGUCGUCAUGGAUGGGACAGUCGUCGUGUUGUGCAUUUCGAGGUGUGCCACCUGUUCUCGAUUCUCCCAGAGGAUUAAGAAUGCUCUGGCAGAGGCCGACAAGAUCCCCUUGCAAAGGGCCCAACAGCAACACAUCAAUGAAGUCAUGUCGCAUCGGACCUUGUGUACGAGGCUCAACCACCUCAGUGAGGAGUCGACUGGCAGACCGGGGAUCUCUGAUCCGAGCGGGAUCUUGAAGGUCGACCUCGAUGGUGCAGAUCAAAGCAAGACACUUCUCCCCAGAGGUCUCGACAACAACAAGUUCCUGUCGUCCCUCUGGCCUGCACAGCUGCAUGUCAUGGGAGCUCUGGUACAUGGAGCUGCUUAUCCAAGCACUGUUGCUGAGAUCUAUUACCUGGUCUCCCCGGACGUGAUGAAGGACAGCAGCACGGAGGUAUCCCUACUGUACGAUGUCUUGCAGACCACGGAAUCCAUCUUGCGUGACAAGAACAUUGACAUGCCUCCAUGCUUAGCAUUGGAGGCCUGUAGCUGGGAUGGACUUUCCAAUGAACAUGUUUCGUGA
Messenger RNA from Symbiodinium sp. CCMP2592, 1206 nucleotides. The record is from the annotation of a GenBank genome assembly. NCBI's taxonomy places the organism in Eukaryota, Dinophyceae, Suessiales, Symbiodiniaceae.